CUCUGCGAUAGCUUUCUCCCCAGAGAAUUUGCCACGUACAUCAACUACACCCGGGGCCUGGCUUUCGAUGAUAAGCCGGACUAUCUGUACCUUCACCGGCUCUUCUAUCGCCGGUUUCGAGCGGAGGGUUUUAAAAAGUACUUCCUCUGCAUUUGCAAGACAAAAGGCGCAAACGAUUCUCAGCUAAUUACUGGAUAUGAUUGGCCGGUUAGAUGUGGAGUGCCCCGCAUUAUGCUGUGCUAG
Molecule: messenger RNA, 243 nt
Organism: Parathielavia appendiculata
Lineage: Eukaryota; Fungi; Ascomycota; Sordariomycetes; Sordariales; Chaetomiaceae
Exons: 1
Source: RefSeq, a predicted model, not a curated record